Knipowitschia caucasica is the source of this 1212-nucleotide messenger RNA. NCBI's taxonomy places the organism in Eukaryota, Metazoa, Chordata, Actinopteri, Gobiiformes, Gobiidae. The record is from the annotation of a GenBank genome assembly.
AUGCAGUUCACAGAAGAGAGGCUAGGCCAAGCUGAGAAGACUGAGUUAGAUGCUCACCUGGAAAACCUGAUUGCUCGAGGAGACUGCACCAAAAACUGGACAGAAAAGAUCUUGAGACAGACAGAAGUGCUCCUACAACCAAAUCCAAUUGAUCAUACUGGUGCUCGAAUAGAGGAGUUUAUUUAUGACAAACUGGACAAGAAGAUACCAUCACGGACAACUAAUCCAGAGAUAUUGGGCCAGUUCAUGCUUGAUGCUGCCCAGGAGUUUGGUGCAGAUUCUCCCUAUGGCACCACUCUCAUCACUGUGGGAGAGUACCAGAAGAAACUAGGGUCAGCUGAGCGUGAAUUUCUCCAAACAUCCGCCGCCUCGUUCCUCACUCCACUGCGGAACUUUCUGGAAGGAGACUGGAAGACCAUAUCUAAAGAGAGACGCCUUCUGGAGAACAGAAGGCUGGAUCUGGACAUCUGUAAAGCUCGCCUGAAAAAGGCCAAACAGGCAGAAGCAAAAGCAGCUGCUGCACCCGACUUUCAGGAGACAAGACCACGAAAUUAUGUCCUCUCUGCUAGUGCAUCAGCGCUGCGGCUCAGUGGUCCGGCCCCCGGAGGUUGGGAUGAUAUCGAUCUGAGUGAAUCAGAGCAGUUUAAGCUGCUGAGUGAGGAGGUGGACAAAUCAGAGCAUGAGCUUCGCGUGGCCCAGACAGAGUUCGAUCGUCAAGCAGAAGUCACCCGGCUGCUGCUCGAAGGCAUCAGCAGCACACACCUGAACCAUUUGCGCUGUUUGAGGGACUUUGCUGAGGCUCAGGCCACGUACCACGCCCAGUGUCAUCACUACAUGCAUGAGCUCCAACGGGAGCUGGCAAGAAGUGCAACCUCAGUGAGUGUGGUUCCGCCUCCGAACCCACCAGCCGUGUGCCCGAACCCGGUGUCCUCGGCCUUCAUGCUGGAGUCUGGUCCAUCUUCCUCCACUGUCCCAGGAGGGUCCUCAAGUCUGGCUCCAAGACCCAGUCCAGUGCAGCUCACUGGCUCCGGUACAAGGAAGGCAAAGGUCUUAUACGACUACGACGCUCAUGAUACAAGCGAGCUCUCGCUUUUGGCUGAUGAGAUCAUCACGGUCUACACAGUUCCUGGUAUGGACCCUGACUGGUUAGUCGGAGAACGUGGAAACGACAAAGGCAAAGUUCCUGUCACAUACCUAGAAUUGCUAAGCUAA